Molecule: messenger RNA, 1700 nt
Organism: Macroventuria anomochaeta
Lineage: Eukaryota; Fungi; Ascomycota; Dothideomycetes; Pleosporales; Didymellaceae
Product: beta-lactamase
Exons: 1
Coding region: 328-1536 (402 amino acids)
Source: RefSeq, a predicted model, not a curated record
UCACACCUACAAGGAGUUCGACUCCCGUAUCAUGCCCUAGUGCUCGACCCACGGUUUGCCAUUUUCGGUUGAGGUUACUUGCCUGACUUCGUAACCGCGAGCCGCUCACAUGUCGUCGCUGCCCCACUGUCGGAUGUCGCGCGCACUUUGGUCAGGUACACCCCACAAUUCGGCCGACCUCACGUGCUCGCUUGAGCGUCGUGCAGCAAGACGAAACAUCGUGCUAGGCACCAAUGUUUGUACCCGAGGUAUAAAGAACAAUGUUUGCUUGGUAGUAAAAGACAUCAUCAGAUCGAUCUUCUCACCAAUUACUCACCAUCCACUACAAUGGCCAAGGUCUCUGGGAUCUGCGACUCUCGCUUUGCAGCUGUGAAGGACUUGCUCCAGUCUAGGAUCGACGCAGACGAAGAACUAGGAGCUUCCCUCGUUGUCAAUAUCAACGGCGAGAACGUAGUCGAUAUUUGGGGCGGCUACGCAGACACCGCCAAAACCAAGCCCUGGGAAGAAAACACCAUCACGAACGUCUGGUCCUCCUCCAAGACGGUUCUCAGUCUCGCAGCCCUCCUACUUAUCGAUCGCGGCCUGCUCGAUCCCUUCGAGAAGGUAUCCAAGUACUGGCCAGAAUUCGGUGUCAAUGGCAAAGAAGAUAUUGAGGUCCGACAUCUGCUCUCUCACUCCUCGGGUGUGUCUGGCUGGGAAGGUCCCAUCACCGUCCAAGACGUCUGCGACAUCCCGACCUCCACCGCCCGCCUCGCAGCGCAAACACCAUGGUGGACUCCUGGCACAGCCUCAGGCUACCACAGCCUGACCAUGGGCCAUCUGCUCGGCGAACUCAUCCUCCGCAUUACAGGAAAGUCUAUUGCGCAAUUUGUCGCCGACGAGCUCGCUGGUCCAUUGAACGCAGACUUUCAGUUCGGCGUCCCCAGCUCCGAGUACCACCGCGUCGCCGAGAUCAUUCCCCCUCAGGCACCGCCGGCAGACUGGAAGCCUGAAGCUCCCACAGACGCGGCAGGCAUUGACAUGACCAGUGUGUUCGCUAAGACGCUGCUCAACCCAAUAAUGGACGCCAACAUCGCCAAUCAGGACUUUUGGAGGAGUGCGGUGGUGCCAGCGGCAAACGGGAACACCAAUGCUCGCGGCAUUGCUCGCCUCCUCUCCUUCAUCUCAUGCAACGGCACGGUUGGCGACACGAAGCUGUUGGACCCAAAGACUGUGGAUCUGAUUUUCAAUCAACAAACACUCGGCCCCGAUCUCGUCAUCACCGCCAAAGCGCGCUUCGGCGUCGGGUAUGGGCUCAAUAAUCCCGGUCCCGGCGGAGCAGGGUACUGGGUACCGGAAGGUAAGAUCUGUUUCUGGGGUGGCUGGGGAGGCAGUAUGGCGAUUAUGGAUGUUGGACGCGGUGUGACGAUAAGCUAUAUGAUGAAUAAGAUGGGAAAUGCGGGGUUGGGGAGUGGGUUGGCGAAGGGGUAUGUUUGGGAGGUUUAUAGGGCGUUGGGGGUCGAGAUCCCGGGGGAGGAGGAUGAGGUGAAGGCGUGAAGAACAGUGACAUGUUGGUGUCAGCAGUGGAAAACAUUGUCUCACACCUUUGGGGCGUCCCAUUGAUCGUAGCGAUAACCUACAGCUAGUGUACGCCAUAUCACGUGUUUAUUAGCAGAUGACUGAGGGAGACUUUCGCAAUCAGCAGAGAUCUCCCUCAAUCG